AUGAUUGAGAUAUGUGAAAAACAGACAAACUCUUCCAAAGGGAAAGUUUGGUUUGACGGGGUGAAAGAGUUGGAUGAUUCUUAUUUGGAUACUGUGCUUCCUCUGGACAGCGAGAAGUGGGUCUUGUCAAUAGAGGAAUACUGGGACAACCAUGGAGAUGCUAGUGAUGACUCUGCCGGGCGAGACUACAUGUCCGAGGAGACAGACCCCGAGACUGUGGAGGCCAAAGUUGACACCAAGGAGACCCUGAGUGACGAGGCGUUGAAGUGGAUCGAAUCCGUGGAGAGCUCGUUCCUCGACCAGAGCGGGGGAGACAAGGACGAGCCUUCAGCUCCAUCCUCCGCCUCGACAUGCAAAGUAGCAUCUACCUCUGGAAAGGACGGAGUGCAGUCCGCAGCGUCCGCAGCCUCGAAGCCACAGCAGGACGCCCAGCAGCCUGCCAAGGGCAAGGGCCAAGAUGCUCCUAAUGCUCACCAUCGGGAACCUGGAGUGCAGGAGCGCAGGAGCAGGAUGUUUCCAGACCUCGUGAUAUCUGUCUCCGAGUGGCGGGAGGGCAACGGUCCACUGCAGCAUCACUACCAAGUGAGAUCUGGGCCGAUGCAGGAGCCUUUCAAGGCAGAUGAGAAGCGGAACUAUCACCUGCCGAUGAAUGCAUACCCGAUGCGGCAGCCAACGGCCGCUGCAGUUGUUGCUGGGCUGCACGGGUACGGGGGAGUGAAGAGGAAGCCCAACGACCCUCCUGGGCAAUCAGUGCCCCGUGUGACGUUCCACAGCUCUGUUGUCAAGUACGUGGAGCAGAAGGGGAACGGGAAGGACAAGAGCGGAGGAAAGGAAUUGGUGGACAGUGCGGGACUCAAGUUCGAAGACUGCCUGGAGGUGAAGCCCAGGCCCCGUCGAAGGAGCUGGGGGCAGGGCAGCAAGCAGACUCUGGGAGGUCGUCCGCAGAAUGAUCAAGAUGCGAGCAUCGUUCCCGUCAAGCUCAGCACAGAUCUUCUCCGGCAGCACUUCAACAUGCCUCUUAACGAGGCCGCUCGCAAGCUGGGUAUCUGUGCUACGGCGAUCAAGAAGGUCUGCCGUAAAAUGGGGAUCAGACAGUGGCCGUUCCAGCGCUUGAAACCGAUCCAGCGCCGUCUUGCAAAGCUCAGAGGACAGCCAUGCGUGCUGCCUGAGGUUGCCAUGGAGCUGGAGGCACUGGAGGCGAAGCGAGCGGCUCUGCUAGCGGGGCGAGAUAUCGAUGAUUCGGACAUGAAGCUUGAUGGCUCGCAGAGCGACUGA
Guillardia theta CCMP2712 is the source of this 1275-nucleotide messenger RNA. RefSeq lists its product as hypothetical. Gene Ontology annotation, molecular function: DNA-binding transcription factor activity. Lineage: Eukaryota; Cryptophyceae; Pyrenomonadales; Geminigeraceae. The coding region runs from base 1 to 1275 and encodes 424 amino acids. The transcript has 7 exons. The record is from RefSeq and is a predicted model, not a curated record.